Messenger RNA from Homalodisca vitripennis (glassy-winged sharpshooter), 745 nucleotides. RefSeq names its product sodium-dependent multivitamin transporter-like. The transcript has 5 exons. Gene Ontology annotation, biological process: sodium ion transport; transmembrane transport. NCBI's taxonomy places the organism in Eukaryota, Metazoa, Arthropoda, Insecta, Hemiptera, Cicadellidae. The record is from RefSeq and is a predicted model, not a curated record. Bases 278 to 712 code for a protein of 144 amino acids. Gene Ontology annotation, cellular component: membrane. Gene Ontology annotation, molecular function: symporter activity.
AAAUGAUUAGUUACGAUUAAUUACUUACUAUCUGUAAUAGAGGUAACCAUAAAAUAAGGUUAUAUAACCAUUAAUAACAAUUUGAAUAAUAAACCUUUUUCAAGGUCUUCUUUUUAAUAGCACAGUAUUAAAACCAGGUUUAUUGUAAAUGUUGCACCAAAUUCUUCUGCUAGUAUGUAAAUCUGUGUAAUGCAAUUUUACUUUCAGUCACGUUUCUGGUGUAAGUCUGAUCGGGGUUCCAGUAGAGAUUUACUCAUAUGGGACUCAAUAUAUAGUAAUGUGUAUCAGCUUCGGUAUCAUGUACUUCAUAGUGGUAAACAGCUUCCUGCCGGUGUUCUUCGACCUCCAGCUGAAUUCGCUGUACGAGUAUUUAGAACUUCGGUUCAGUAAAGGAACGAGGACUUUAGCUUCGUUAAUAUUUGCGUUGUCCUUGGUGAUAUUCAUCCCUGUUGUAAUCUACAUCCCGGCGCUGGCUUUUAAUCAAGUGACUGGGGUCUCAAUAUAUGUAAUCACGCCCAUCGUCUGCCUCAUCUGUGUUACCUACACUUCUUUUGGUGGCCUGAAGGCGGUAGUAUGGACAGACACGUUGCAAAGUAUAUUUACUAUGUCAACCAUUAUCUUCAUUCUGGUUCUGGGACUUCUGAAGAUUGGUGGCAUAUCAGAGAUGAUCAGGAUCAAUGAAGAAAGUCACAGGUUGGAGCUAUUCAAGUAAGCAGGCGCACAAAUUGUAUAACACCUUCAAAGA